Messenger RNA from Bursaphelenchus xylophilus (pine wood nematode), 930 nucleotides. NCBI's taxonomy places the organism in Eukaryota, Metazoa, Nematoda, Chromadorea, Rhabditida, Aphelenchoididae. The record is from the annotation of a GenBank genome assembly.
AUGGUAUUCGGGCUCAAGUCCAAGGAUCGGAAAACAAAUGAUCUGGAAAGCAGUAAAUGUAGGUGUAAUUAGCUUUCAAAAAUAUUUUUAGACAAUAAACGGGUCUUUGGUGUAAGUUUAAGUAUUGCGGUGAGGAAUGGUGCAGUUUCGAGUUCAGUCCAUGUCCCGAGAAUUGUCUGGGAAUGUGUGAGUCAUGUUAAUCAGCAUGGUAAGUGACUGUUCUUGCUUUGUAGUUUAUGUUUAGGACUUUUGGUGGAAGGGAUUUAUCGGAUAUCGGCGUCGAAGGCCCGAUUGGAUGAAUUGGAGAAGCUAGCCGACUCUGGGAGUCCGAUUCAAUUCACAGACGCCCAUAAUGCUGCUGGAUUGUUGAAGAGAUUCCUUCGACAGUUACCUAGUCAUGUGCUCGGAGACAUUAGAAAGGGCGCUGAAGAGACCGCGAGUUGUAAGUGGCCAAGAUUUUUGUGUUAUAUUUCGUUGUUGUAAUUGGAAUUUCUCGUGGUUUAAUAUAACGUGAUUUCUACCUUGAUUUCUAUGCUUUUUUCUUUCAGCUUGCCAGUGUAAUUUCGAUAGUCCAUGCCGGUGUGAUGCUGUGGUACAAGUUUCUAAGCUUUUGAAAGAGUUGCCCAUUGAGAAUUAUCAUUUGUUAUGCAUAGUGUUUAUCCACGCUCAAUUUGUUGUUCAAAAUGUAAGUUUCAUGCGUCAACCGAAACUUUGUUUUUAGAGUAAUGUUAACAAGAUGAACUUUGCGGCGUUGGGAGUGCUGUUACAAGCGAUGUUAAACAUGCCAAAGCAGCUAAUUCGAUUAUUUUUAUUGAACGCCUCGUCUAGAUUCUGUGGCGAAGGAGAAACGGUAAGUAUUUAUACUAUAAAAUAAAUUAUGGCUAAUUACAGAUAAAGGAGCUGUUCGGUGAUUCCGUGAUAACCAGGUAA